AUGGUUGAACGAGGCCCCGACCAAUGGCUCGAGAAGAUCAAGAAGUGCCAGGCACUGACAGAGAGUGAGAUGAAGCAGCUGUGCGAGCUAGUGAAGGAGCUCCUGAUGGAGGAGUCCAACAUCCAGCCCGUGCGGACCCCUGUAACCGUCUGCGGCGACAUCCACGGGCAGUUCCACGACCUGCUGGAGCUCUUCCGCACGUCGGGCGGGUUCCCAGACCAAGUGAAUUACGUCUUCCUCGGCGACUAUGUGGACCGGGGUUACUAUAGUCUCGAGACGUUCACACUUCUGAUGUGUCUCAAGGUAAAGUACCCCGCCAAAAUCACCCUCGUAAGGGGCAACCACGAGUCCCGGCAGAUCACACAGGUGUACGGCUUCUACGAGGAGUGUCUGAACAAGUACGGGUCCACCACUGUGUGGAAGUACUGCUGCCAGGUGUUCGACUUUCUCACGCUGGCAGCCAUCAUCGACGGCAAAAUUCUCUGCGUGCACGGCGGACUAUCACCGGAAAUCCGCAUGCUGGACCAAAUAAGAGUCCUGUCCCGCGCCCAGGAGGUCCCCCACGAGGGCGGCUUCUCCGACCUGCUCUGGAGCGAUCCCGACAACGUCGACGCCUGGCAGGUCUCGCCACGUGGCGCCGGCUGGCUGUUUGGCAGCAAGGUCGCCCGCGAGUUCAACUACGUCAAUGGCCUCAGCCUUAUUGCCCGCGCCCACCAGCUCGUAAUGGAGGGCUUCAAGUACCACUUCCCCGAGAAGGAUGUCGUCACCGUCUGGUCCGCGCCCAACUACUGCUACCGCUGCGGCAACGUCGCCUCCGUCAUGAAGGUCGACGAGGACCUCGAGCCCACCUUCAAGAUCUUCUCCGCCGUCCCAGAUGACUAUAUCCAGGAGGCCAACCACAACAACCAGAGGGGUGGAUACUUCCUCUGA
Messenger RNA from Eremothecium gossypii ATCC 10895, 930 nucleotides. RefSeq names its product type 2A-related serine/threonine-protein phosphatase SIT4 (gene SIT4). Lineage: Eukaryota; Fungi; Ascomycota; Saccharomycetes; Saccharomycetales; Saccharomycetaceae. Gene Ontology annotation, cellular component: cytoplasm. The record is from RefSeq and is marked provisional. The transcript has a single exon. Gene Ontology annotation, molecular function: protein serine/threonine phosphatase activity. The coding region runs from base 1 to 930 and encodes 309 amino acids. Gene Ontology annotation, biological process: G1/S transition of mitotic cell cycle; peptidyl-serine dephosphorylation.